AUGGCGACGGACUCGUGGGCACAGGCUGUGGAUGAGCAAGAAGCUGCGGCAGAAUCGGGACAGUUGCAAACGCUACAAAUUCAAGUAGUGCAGCUGGGAAACCUGAAGCCGAUGGAGAAAGCAAAACUACAGAAGAAGAAGACGAAGCCGUUUUCUCCUUUGUGCAGCAAACCACAGCUGCUUCAGGGAGUGUAUGCCAUGGGGUUUAAUCGUCCAUCCAAAAUCCAAGAAACGGCCUUACCAAUGAUGCUGGCUGAACCUCCACAGAAUCUGAUCGCUCAGUCUCAGUCGGGAACGGGAAAAACGGCUGCUUUUGUCCUGGCCAUGCUCAGCCACGUUGACCCCAACAACCAUUAUCCUCAGUGCCUGUGCGUAUCGCCCACCUAUGAACUGGCACUCCAGACUGGUAAGGUCAUCGAGCAGAUGGGCAAACAUUACCCAGAAGUCAAACUAGUCUACGCCAUUAGAGGAAAUAAAUUGCAGCGGGGCAUGAAACUGCAGGAACAGAUAGUCAUUGGCACACCUGGAACCCUGCUGGACUGGUGCAGUAAAUUCAAGUUCAUCGAACCCAAGAAGGUGAAGGUGUUCGUGCUGGACGAGGCUGAUGUCAUGAUCGCCACACAGGGUCACCAGGAUCAGAGUAUCCGAAUUCAGAGGAUGCUCCCUAAAAACUGCCAGAUGCUGCUGUUCUCAGCCACGUUUGAAGAGACAGUUUGGAACUUUGCUCAGCGCAUUGUGCCCGAUCCCAACAUCAUCAAGUUGAAAAGAGAGGAGGAGACGCUGGACACUAUCAAACAGUACUAUGUGUUGUGCACCAGUAAGGAGGAGAAGUUCCAGGCCCUGUGUAACAUCUACGGAGCCAUCACCAUCGCUCAGGCCAUGAUCUUCUGUCAUACACGGAGGACUGCAGGCUGGCUGGCUGGGGAGCUGUCCAGAGAAGGCCACCAGGUGGCGCUGCUCAGUGGAGAGAUGCAGGUGGAGCAGAGGGCUGCCGUCAUCGAGCGCUUCAGAGAUGGAAAGGAGAAAGUCCUGGUGACCACCAAUGUUUGUGCUCGAGUCGAUAAGGACGGUAACCCUGACAACGAGACGUACCUGCACAGGAUUGGACGCACAGGCCGGUUUGGGAAAAGGGGUCUUGCCAUCAACAUGGUGGACAGCAAGAUGAGCAUGAACAUCCUCAACAGGAUCCAAGAGCAUUUCAACAAGAAAAUUGAAAGACUAGACACAGAUGACCUGGAUGAAAUUGAGAAAAUUGCCAGCUAA
Menidia menidia (Atlantic silverside) is the source of this 1263-nucleotide messenger RNA. The record is from the annotation of a GenBank genome assembly. NCBI's taxonomy places the organism in Eukaryota, Metazoa, Chordata, Actinopteri, Atheriniformes, Atherinopsidae.